UUUUCCUCUUAAGGCAUGGAUUGUGAAGUAAUGAUACUUGAGCUUUGGUCUGAAUUAUUGUCCAAAAUCUUGCUGAUCUAUUACGGUCCAAUCAGCAUUGGCACACCACCUCAGCCGUUCCUGGUGGAUUUUGAUACGGGUUCAUCAAAUCUCUUUGUACCGUCUGUGAUGUGCCCCGACACAGCGCCUGGUUGUCCACAUCAUCACAAAUACAACCAUUCCAGGUCCUCCACAUACCAACCCAAUGGAACCACUAUUCGCCUUACGUAUGGAACAGGAAACGUGGUUGCAACCCUGAGCAAGGAUGUAGUUCGGGUUGAUACCCUAAAUGUGGUUGGUACGACGUUCGGGGAAGCGACGUACAUGAGCAAGGACUUUGCUGCUUCAAGUGUGCCGAUUGACGGUCUUCUUGGCAUGGCCUACCCAAGCUUAGCUGUAGGCGGGGUCACGCCCGUGUUCAACAUGAUGGUUAAGGAGGGGCUCGUUGCAAAGCCCGUGUUCUCGUUCUUUCUGAGCGUGAAUUUCAACGGCACCAAAGGUGGGGAACUCGUUCUUGGCGGAUCAGACCCAAGCCACUACACGGGCGAAUUCACAUACGUGCCGGUCAGCCAACCACUGUACUGGCAGUUCACCUUAAACAGCAUCAACAUCGGAAGUUUCCUCACUCUGUGCCAAGGAGGGUGCCAGGCUAUCGCAGACACGGGUACCUCCCUCAUUGUUGGACCAACUUCCCUGAUUGCCAAAAUCAACGACCAAUUUGGAGCCAAAUAUGACCCGCAACAGCAGCUCUAUUUCAUCGACUGUGACAAAAUCGGCAGUCUUCCGGACGUCAUAUUCAUGAUCGCCAACACACAAUUCCCCUUGUCUCCGAAGGAAUACAUUGAACAGAAUGGCUCCAUCUGUUUCACUGUCUUCGCACCAGAUGGCUUCUCCCCUCUGCUUAUUAUGGGCGAUCCGUUUCUAAGGCGGUACUACUCGGAGUUCGACUUUGGAAAUAACCGGCUUGGGUUUGCUACUGCUGUCCAGAAGGAGAAGUUGUAGAUGAAGGAUGAGGCCACAGCUCAUGGCCCGGAUAAAGAAAUGUCAUUUGUGUGAUGUUAACUUCAAACUCUUACCCAGCUCUCUUUGGUGAUGUAGGGGACUUACAAACACAAAAACGUCAAUGCCACAGUUUAUCCAAAGAUGGGAUCUAAAUGUCUUUAUGUAAACUAUGACACGUUUUGUUAAUAAACAUUAAUGCACUGAACGAAAGGAGCGGAGUAGAUACCCAGAUUUCCUCAACAAUGAUUUCCUCAUUUUGACAAUGUGAAUAUUGCAAGCUGUAUCAUUCUAUUCUGCUUGUUUGUCGACGACUCAUGUAAUCGUGUUUUGUGCCUGUUUUUGAAGAGACGACACGAAUAAAUGUUAACCAAAAUGAAAAUGCGGCCUGUCUUGUCGUCAAGGAGUUAUUUUUCACCGUUUGUAGCUUGCAUGGUCUCUUUCGUUGUCUACUUAAGAAAUAAUAAAUCCUUGCUGAACGCUCACGUCGGCAGGUUUGUUUUUGGUGCCAAAUUUCGCAUCUACAUUCGAGGUUAAACAAUCUGAAAAUGGUCCAAAAAAUCCAUAGGGUACGUGCUUUUCUAUCCAUUGGAGAAUGUUUCAUUUAUAUAUUUCAAAACGUGAGAGAAAUAUCGACGAAUAAAGGAGUUCUGGUCAGUCCGGCACUGAGCGCACUAGUA
This is a messenger RNA of Acanthaster planci (crown-of-thorns starfish), 1718 nucleotides long. RefSeq names its product cathepsin D-like. Gene Ontology annotation, biological process: proteolysis. The record is from RefSeq and is a predicted model, not a curated record. NCBI's taxonomy places the organism in Eukaryota, Metazoa, Echinodermata, Asteroidea, Valvatida, Acanthasteridae. Gene Ontology annotation, molecular function: aspartic-type endopeptidase activity.